AUGUUAGCUGGGCAGGUUAGUAGAGCAGUCAAGGCCAGAAAGGAACUCACAAAGGUUGUAAACUGUCUGACUUCACAAAGUGAGAUUGGUGGCCCCAGGGCAUGCAUGUAUCUGCUAAACCAUCCAAACCACUACACCAGCCACUUAUUCCAAAGUGAAGCCAAGGUCAUUGGAGUUAACACUGUGAUGGACUACAUAUACAGACCUGAGAAGUAUGAGUCAGUAUGCUUGUAUGACUGGGUAAGGAGCUCAGUGAAAGGUAAGAUGUCCAAGAGAAUAGCUGAAGGCAAUGAAAGAGAGGGAGAGUUUCUUUGGAUAGGUCAAAAUUUGAAGUUUCUGAUAAAGUGGAACCUUGGAGAUCAGACCUGGAUAUCCAAAUCAGAGGCAAAUCAUUUGGAGGCCCUUGACAUAUACCUAGACAAGCUUGGUGCAAGAUUCACAGAAGACUAUCCACAACAUAGUACACAUCAUGUACACAUGUGCAUAGAGGCAGAAGCCAAAGUCCCAGACUUUAUUGGUGGAGCAUUACCUAGAAAGGAUAAAGGCAACAGAGAAGAUUAUUGCAUGACCAUGCUCACUCUGUUCAAGCCCUGGCGCACUGGCAAAAAUCUCAAGUCAGAAGAGAACGGCUGGAAUGAUAUCUUUACUGAUUAUUCAUUUACACCAAGACAAUCAGAGCUCAUGAAAUUCUUCCACAUGCGCUAUGAGUGUAAUGAUGCCAGAGAUAACAAUGCUGCAGCCAGAAAGAAGGGCCUUGCCUCAGGUGAUAUGCCAUCUAAUAUAGAUGAGGAUAUACAAGAGAAUCUGAAUAAUCUUUACUAUGGUGAUGAAUUGCUUGACCAACUUGGUGAAGAGCAGCUUACUGAGAUAGCGGUGUUAUUUCCUGUGUUGUAUGUGAUGCUACAGCUUCUCUGCCCUAUCAUCAUUCUUCUCUUCCAUAUCUCUAUAUCCUGA
Messenger RNA from Phanerochaete carnosa HHB-10118-sp, 954 nucleotides. RefSeq lists its product as uncharacterized. The transcript is spliced from 4 exons. The record is from RefSeq and is a predicted model, not a curated record. Lineage: Eukaryota; Fungi; Basidiomycota; Agaricomycetes; Polyporales; Phanerochaetaceae. Bases 1 to 954 code for a protein of 317 amino acids.